Molecule: messenger RNA, 15523 nt
Organism: Esox lucius (northern pike)
Lineage: Eukaryota; Metazoa; Chordata; Actinopteri; Esociformes; Esocidae
Gene: lyst
Product: lysosomal trafficking regulator
Exons: 58
Coding region: 266-12097 (3943 amino acids)
Biological process (GO): intracellular protein localization
Cellular component (GO): cytosol; membrane
Molecular function (GO): protein kinase binding
Source: RefSeq, a predicted model, not a curated record
CUCUCUACAGUGUAUGGCUUUACCGCUUCGAAAGCGACCUGGGUACGCAUACAAACAGAAAAAGCAACCUGCUGAUCUAGCUAACUGCAACCAGGUGUGGACUAUGUGUGACUUCUGUUUGGAUGUUUUUUGAACUGAGCUGCCCCUUGCCCUAGCUCUUAUUUUACCUCAGCGGAAGAGGAGACAACCUGGUCUCCAACUCCACUCUGCUCUUCUACUGGGAGUUUAGACCUUGACUGGAGCACACUGACUGUCUGGGGACAUCAUGGCCAGUCCGCACCUGGCUAACUUGGCUUUCGCCUGGGAGAAGUACAUGGACUGUCGACUUGGAGGAGCAGAGCUUCAGGUCAGUCUGCAGUGCCUGGAGAGUUUCCUGUGUCUGUUCUACAGUGUCCGUCAUCUUCACAACCACCAUGGUAACAAGGAUUCUCUGAAGUUCUGUGUUGAUAUGAGUGGUGCCAGCAACACGCUGGCCCGGGAGUUCCUGACCGAUGUCCACCAGCUCUGCAGCGCUGUGGCCCAGAGGGCGGAGUCCCGGGGGGAGGAGGAUGAGGAGGAGAGUCACAUGGUGGCCCUGGGCGAAUAUCUGGUCAGGGGGAGGGGCUUCCUGCUUCUCAGCGCCCUGGACUCAAUUAUCGACCAGGAGCUGACUUGCAGAGAGGAGCUACUAACGCUACUCCUUUCCCUUUUGCCGCUGGUCUGGAAAAUACCUGUCCAGGAGGAGAAAGCUCCAGGUUUUACUCUGUCGUCACUGCUGGAUGUGUUCUUGAGCCGGGAGGUGAAGGUCGUUCCUCUGAGGGUGGGGCAACAUAAAAAACCCGGCCCUGAUUCUCUGCGCUCUGGGAGGCGCUCUCAUGGGGGAGGCAGUAGCUCUGGUUGGAAGGCCCAGCGGAGCUCACGGCGGACCACUCAGCGCUACUCAAUAAGGGAUGCCCACCGCUCCCAACUGUCCACCACUGACACCGACGACACCGCCCACGAGAAGACCUCCCCCGCCGGGGCUGGUGGUUCCCGAGGCCGGCGUUCUCAUGGUUCCACCAUCCGUGUGAGCUGCCAGUAUCACCGCUCAGAGGCUCCCUCGCUGCCCUCGCCCCCCCUCCCGCCCCCGGAAAUGACCAUGGCCUCCCCUUUCCCAACCUACCCACAACCCCGCUGUCUGGGGGGUUCCCAUACUGCCAUGGACGCAGAGACCCUCACCGACCCAGCCGCUAUGUCCAUAUUCAACCGCAUGGAAAACUCACCCUUUGACCUUUGCCACGUCCUACUUUCGCUCCUGGAGAAGGUGUGUAAGUUUGACAUGAGCAUCAACCACGCCCCGGGUCUGGCGGUCAGCGUGGUGCCAACCUUAACUGAGAUUCUCACCGAUUUUGGAGACUGCUGCGGUCCGGGUGGAGGAGGGGUGGAGGAACUGGCUGGAGGCUGGACGGAGGAACCCAUUGCUCUAGUCCAGAGAAUGCUGCUGAGGACCAUCCUCCACCUGAUGUCUAUAGACGUGGACCCGAGUGAGGCUCUACCCGACAAUCUGAGGCGCAGUCUGACUGACCUGCUGAGAGCCACGCUGAAGAUCCGCACCUGCCUGGAGAGACAGGCCGACCCUUUCGCCCCGCGAACCAAGAAGACCCUUCAGGAGGUACAGGAUGACUUCUCGUUCUCCCGCUGGAGACACCGUGCCCUGCUGUUACCUGAGCUGUUGGAGGGCGUGUUACAGGUGCUGCUGGGGUGUCUCCAGGCCUCCACCCCGAACCCCUUCUUCUUCAGCCAGGCUCUGGAGCUCCUACAUGAGUUCAUCCAGCAUCGUGGCCUGGAGCUUCUUGAAUCCACGGUGCUCCGUCUGGAGGUUCUUGGCCGUGCCCGGGACUCUGAGAUGGGGGGAGAGGCUGCGGACCGACUCCGAGGCCUGAUCGCUGGGGUCCUGAAGAUCAUCAGCGCUGUGAAGAAAGCCAAGUCGGAGCAGCUGCACCAGUCAGUGUGUGCCCGGCGCCGCCACCGCCGCUGUGAGUACUCCCAGUUCCUGCAUCACCACCGCGAUCUCUCCGGGCUCCCAGUCUCCGCCUUCAAACAAGCGGCCCACCGAAACCCAUUCGAGGAGACGGAGUCUGACACCAAGGAGGAAGGGUUCGACGUGGUUCGCUAUCCAGAGCGGUGCUGUUGCCUGGCAGCCUGUUCUCACCAGUGUCUCCGUCUGCUCCAGCGCCUCUCCCCCAGUGGCCCGGCGGCCCUCCAGGUCCUGGCCGGAGUUCAGGCUGUGGGCAUCUGCUGCUGCAUGGACCCCCGCUCUGUGGUGGGCCCCCUGCUCCAUGCCUUCCAAGCCCCGGGGCUCCGCUCCUACCAGGCCCACGUCCUCUCUGUGCUCUCCCGGCUGAUCCUAGAUCAGUUAGGAGGCGGCCAGCCCUCUGAAAGGGCCAAGCUGGCCUCCUGUAACAUCUGUACUCUGGACAGCAGCCAGCUGCCAGGCCUGGAGGAGACCCUCCAGCAGGGGGAGGUUGUGGUGUCGUCCCCCAGUUUGAGCUACCGUUCUCAGGGUAUCCUCCCCAGCGGUGGUGGGGCGGAGGACAUGCUCUGGAAGUGGGAUGCCCUGGAGGCCUACCAGGGGCUGGUGUUUGGGGAGGACCGGGCGCUCAGCCAGCAGCUGGCGGGACAUGUGUGUCACCUGACGCUGAGAGGGAAUGCUGUCGUCCAAUGGCAGCUCUACACGCACAUCUUCAACCCAGUGCUGCAGAGGGGGGUGGAGCUAGCACACCACGCCCAGCAGCUGGGCGUGUCCACUGUGUGUAGCCAGGUGUGCUCUCAGCACUCCCUGUGUCUGCCUGUAGAGAUCCUGCUGGUCUACCUGCACACCCUGCCCACCCUGCUCCAGUCCAGGGUGAUACGAGACCUUUUCCUGUCCUGCAAUGGUCUGAACCAGGUAACGGAGCUCAUCUACCUAGACCAGACCCGUUCCUGGGCCCUCAAGGUCUUUGAGACUUUAAUACUAGGUGUUGGAGCAGAGGAUUUAGACCAGGAGCAGCACAUAGAGACCCAGGGGAGUGAGGCCAUCCCAGGCCUGACUGAGGAGCUGGGAUCCCGGGGGGCUGGAGGAGAUGGAGUUCCACAGACCCUCUCAAAGUUUUAUGAGGGUUUAAAAGAGGUGUGUCCUAGGAGAAGGAGUGAUCCGGGGGCAGUGUCAGUAAGUGGGCGGAGCCGAGGGGACCUGAACGCCAUCAACCUCUUCCUGUGCGUGGCGUUUCUCUGCGUAUCCAAGGAGGCCGACUCAGACCGUGACUCGGCCAACGACUCGGAGGAUACGUCCGGGUACGACAGUACGGCUUCAGAGCCUCUGACUGGUCGACUGCCCUGCCUGUCACCUGACAGUGUGGCAUUGCCUUCCAAGGAACAGGUGCAGCGCGCAGCGGAUGUGUGGUUGGUCUGCCGGUGGAUCUACCUGGCCAGUCCCGUGUUCCGGAGGCAGUUCUAUCGGCUGGGCGGGCUGGACGUCUGUUCCCGCCUCAUGGCCCUGGUCAUCCAGAAACUCACCUCCAAGACCAAGGAAGGGAAAGCCAAGAAGAAGAGGGAGGGGAAGUGCAAGGCUUGCCCUUCUCACCCUGACACCCUGACCUCCAGCUCAGACACAGGGCCAACCUGUCUUCCAGCCCCAGUGGAGCCUGGCUCUACCCCCCUGGGAGUGGAGCAUCUGGGGCAGGACCCAGGCCAGGGUGAGGCAAAGGGGGCCCAGAAGGAUCCGUCCAGCAGGCUGGAGGAAGACUGGCCCCUACAGAGCAUCAGGCUGCUAGAAGCCUUGCUAACGAUCUGCCUGCACAGUGCUAGCUCUGCUCAGCAGAGGAUCCAACCGGAGCUGUCCUGUCAGCUCCAGUCAGUGGAAGAGACCCUGGUAGAGGUCAGGGAUCAGCUGUCCCGUUCAGGGGUUGUGAACUCUGACUUGGCCAUGCCACUAUUUGACUCGCUACUCCGUGUGGCCCUGGCUGAGGUCUGCUCCAGCCCUGAGCCCCUGGAGGACAAACCUGAUAGGAAGGCUGCAGUGUGUGUGGACAGCGUGGUCCCAGUGGGGGAUCUUUCCGAGCCUGAGGAAGGAGCUGAGGUGCAGGGCUGUGGGGAGGCGCAGGGGGAGGAGGGAUACGAGGCAGACAGCGAGAGCAACCCAGAGGACAUGGCCAAGCAGGAAGAAGGUGUAAAGGCGGAAUCUGUAGGUGGAGCGGGGGCAGGGCUUGGAGGUGCUGUGACAUUUGAGGGGGCAUUGCCAGGUGGGGGGGGGCGGGGCCUUCUGCUCUUCCCAGAGAUUUGUUUGAUGGAACUCCAGCUGCUGGCAGUGGGGUCACCUGACCUAGAGGUCCUAGAUCACGUGUUCCACAGCCUCCUCGGCGCCGUGAGGGCCAACACCCGCAAUGCUGCUUUGCUGUACCACCAGGGUGGAGUUAAGACCAUCCUGACUGGCUUCCAGAACAUCCUGACCCAAUCUGAUCCUAGUUAUGAAAAUUGCCAGACAGUAUUGGUACAACUACUGGUUGCGAUGGUGAGCCAGCAAAUCACAGCAGAGGAACUUGCCCUGUUGAUCCGCCUCUUCCUGGAGAAGACCCCACCCACUGACAUCCUACUGAAAGGUGUCCUCCAGAUCGUUCAGGCCAACGUGGAUAUGGAACCUCUCUACUUCCUCUCCUUUCCCAUGGUCCUCAGCGUUGCCUCUUCCCUUGGAGGCUCCUCCCCCAGUUCCCGACAGAACGGGGUGCUGGUGGGGAAGGGGGGCGGGGUGGGGGGUUUGCUGUGGAAAGGGGCUAAGCUGUCACCAGUGGGCAGGGACGUGGUGGGCGGAGAAGCACCCGGACACAUCAGGACCUCUCCAUGGCAUGUGGCUCCACUCCACCUUCCUUUGGUGGGACAGAACUGCUGGCCUCACAUGGCCUCUGGAUUCUCUGCCUCCGUCUGGAUGAAGAUGGCCCUACAGGAUGAUGGGGAGGGGCUUGGAGACAGAGAAGUGGGGACGGCUCCUCCACUCGAGGUCCCCCUGGACCCAGCAGGGCAGAAAGGGGGAGAGGGCCUGGCACACCUUCUGUCCAUGGGCUCCAGGUCUCUGAUGCUACAGGUGUGGACUGACCUCUCCACUGGAUCAUUCACUUUCAGGAUGUGUAUAGACCCUAAUGAUGACAUGAAGGCGGGGCUUCUGGCCCAGGCCCAGUCAGGGGAGGGGUUAGUCAUACCUGGUCGCUGGCAUCACCUGGGCAUCAGUUAUACCCAGCAGCCAGAGGGCAAGAAGAACAUCCACGGCCGAUUGGCCCUUUGGGUUGACGGGGUCAGUAAGUGUGAGGUGUCUCUGGACUACACGUUACCCAGAAAGUCCAGCCUGUCAUCAGACAGCAACAAGACCUUCUGUCUGCUGGGACAUUGUGUAGGGCAUCCUGAGGAGUGUCCACCUGGAGGAAACUACAACAUGGGCACUGUCCUGCUCUUCAAUGGCUCUCGUAUUGGCUCAGAGGAGGCUUUCCACCUGUAUGCCUCUGGUCCUGACCUCACGUCCAUCAUGCCCUGCAAGUACGGCCAGCCCAGUGGGAGCUUCUCAAAACAGGUCACGACUGAGAUGUUGAAGUGUGAAACGGUCAGAGAGCUGCUGAUGAAGGACGAGGGUGUGGAUACAGCUGCUCUCACAGAGAGUCUGGCGGUGGUGUUUACUCCCAGCAACCCCAGAGUCUACACCAUCUACGAGCCAGUGAUUCGCCUGAAGGGUCCCGCUAAGACCACGAUGUCCCAGAAGGGUCCAGCUAAGACCACAGUGUCCCAGAGACCUUUCAGCUCCAGGGAGGUUCAGUCUGCAGUGCUGGAGACUCACGUCCUAAGAACCAUGACCCCUGCAGAACCAAAGGGCCUGCAGAACGUAAUACAUAAUAUAGGAGGAACUGGGGCCUUCGUCUUCCUCUUUGCACGGGCGGUGGAGUUGAGUGUCAAUGAACAGACACAGGCCCUAGCCCUGCAGGUGCUCCUCUUGCUAUCCAAGCACAAUCAGCACCGUAUUAACGAGAUGGACUGUUACCAUGGUUACUCUAUGAUACACCAGGUCCUCAUCAAAUCCAAGUGCAUCGUGGGAUACCACAUUCUCAAGACCCUGCUAGACGGUUGCUGUAGCGGUCCAGUUCUAACUCUAAGGGAAAACGGGCAGUUCCGACUGGACACAGAGUCCACGGCUGUGAUCCAAGACAUCAAACUCCUUUCCGACAUUCUGCUGGACUGGAAGAUCUGGGCCAAGGCUCAGUCUGGCGUGUGGGAGAUGUUACUAGCAGCCCUGGAGGUUCUGAUCCGGGUUCACCACCCCUGGCAGGUGUUCAACAUCAAGCAGUUUCUCAGAGCCCAGGUGGUCCACCGCUUCCUGCUCACCUGUCAGGUCCUACAGGAGCACCGGGACCAGCACCUGACCUCCAUCCCUCAGGAAGUCUGUCUGUCCUUCGUUAAGAUCAUCCAGGAAGUGUUGGGUUCCCCUCCGGACCUAGAUCUCCUCCGAUUGGUCUACAACUUUCUGCUUGCCGUACACCCGCCCACUAACACCUACGUGUGUCAUACCCCUACCAGCUUCUACUUCUCACUGCACAUAGAUGGUAAUUUGUACCAGGAGAAGGUGAAGUCUAUUAUGUAUCAGAUGCAGAGCAGCGGGGGGGGGAGGUCAACUGGCAGCUCUGUGGCGUCUCUGUCCCCUAGUGGAUUCUCCCAGGCUCCACCCCCUGAAGGUGCCCCCCUCCCUGAGCCGACACAGCAGACUGCAGAGGACCAGGCUGUCCGCCCCCCCAGCCAGGGACCCUCCCCCCACUCCUCCCCACAUCUCAGCCACCGUCUGGGGCAUGCUGAGGCUGGAGGCACCAGAGAUGAGCAGGAGAGAGAGGGCGCAACCUUUCCUCCUCACCGCGAACUCGGUAGCACAGAGACCCUGAAGAGAAGCGGAGGAGGAGAAGAGCAGCUCCUAUCGAGCUGCGAGUCAGUGAAAACCAUCUGUGACUCCCGAGAGGGGAGGGAAGCAGCACGCACCCCUUCUGUCAGCAUUGAGGAAGUUGAGGGGGGAGACGUGGAGGGGGAGGAUAGGUGGGAUGUGGAGGGGGAGGAGAGGGGUGACGUAGAGGCGGGGGAGGGGGGUGACGUAGAGGAGGAUUCGGGUGAGGUAGAUAGUCUGACAGAGGGCAGCGUGGGUGGGGCAGAGGGCAGCGUGGGUGGGGCAGAGGGCAGCGUGGGUGGGGCAGAGGGCAGCGUGGGUGGGGCAGAGGGCAGCUUGGGUGGGGCAGAGGGCAGCGUGGGUGGGGCCGAGUCUGACGACAGGUUUGAUUGGGCCACCGAUGAGGCGCCGCGGAGACCAGACAGUCUGAAAGGGAUUGCAUCAUUCCAGAGGAGCACCUCCAACCUGGCCAGCUUGGGUUUGGCCUUCCCUGCCCAGAACGGCUCCCUGGUCCUAGGCCGUUGGCCGAGCGUGGCUGACCGAGCGACACUACCGGAGGACUGGGAAAGCUACACAUACUCUCCAGGUUAUGAAAAGUCCUACAGCAAAGACUCCAACAACGACAGGUGCAGUGGACAGGACUGCCUGGUGUUGAUCUGCUGUGGUCUAUAUGACCUCCUGAGGGGAGUUCUGCUGCUACUGCCUGACCUGAUGCUGGAGGAGGUGAUGGACAAACUGAUCCAACCGGAGGCUCUGAUCGUGCUGGUCAACCAUCCAUCCCCCUUCAUACAGCAGGGGGUUAUGAAGCUCCUGGAUGCCUACUUCAGCCGAGCGUUUAAGGAGCAAAAGGAGAAGUUCCUGAAGAACCAUGGCUUCAGUCUCCUAGCCAAUCAGCUAUACCUUCACCAUGGGAGUCAUGGUCUGGUGGAGGUCUUCCUGGAGAUGUUGUUUGGACGGCCCGUUGGCCUGGAGGAGGAUCUAGACCUGGAGGACAUGGACAGCAUCAGUCCAUUCAGGAAGCGCUGCAUCAUCCCAGUUUUGGGUCUUCUGGAGAACAGCCUCUAUGAGAACAGUCUGGUCCACAAUCUGCUCUGCAUGUUCCUGCAGCUGGUCAACGCCUGUCCCAAACUGGCCGAUGUCCUGCUGGACCACGGCCUCCUCUAUGUCCUCUUCAAUACCCUGUCUACUCUCAACGGCAUGGAACACAGCAUCCCUCUAAAUGACUACAAGCUGUUAGUGGUUGAUAUCCAGCAGCUGUUGGUUGCAGUGACUAUCCACUCCUGUUCUUCUUCUGGCUCCCAGUACUUCAGGAUCAUAGAGGAUCUCAUCACUCUCCUAGGCUUCCUGCAGACCUCCAAGAUGAGACGCACUCAGGAGAUGGCAGUGGCUCUUCAGUUCCGUGUCCUCCAAUCAGCUAUUGAGUUCAUAAAAACAACAGCCAAUCAGGACCCUCAGAAGCUGAGUGGUUCUGUGAAUGUCUCCACCACUCCUCAACAAGCCAUCUAUCAGAAACGCAAGAGCAUUGCAGGUGGUCGUCGGUUCUCCCUCAUCCAGUCUGACAGCCUGCUCAUGAGGAUGCGUUCUGUGGCCAGUGAUGAGCUCAGCCAGAUGAUGCAACGACGGAUGAGUCAGGAGAACCCUAUCAGAGCAUCUGAGACAGAGUUUAUACAACGGCUGCAGAGACUGGUUGUGUUGGCUGUCAACAGGCUCAUCUAUCAUGAAGAAAGGCAAGACUUCUAUGACCUGCUGAACUUCCCCGACUCACCUGACCACCACCUGACCCCUGACCCUGUAGACCACACCCCCGAUGAAAACAGCUCCACUUCCAGCUCCUCAGGCCAAGCCCCCCUCCCCUUCCCCCUCCCCCCAGCCAACAUGAAAAGCUUCCAGAAGGAGAUCCUCAGGCUGAUGAUGGAGGGGAUCAAGAUCAGCCUGGGCAGUUCGGGUCGUAGUGGGGCCCCCAGGCAGCAGUGGAAGAGGAUCCUUUGGUCCUGUCGAGACACCUUCAGGGUUCAGAUUGGCCGCCUGCUGGUCUACACCCUCUCACCUUCACAACCUAUUAGCUACAGGAAGGAGGCCCUGGAUUUUGUGUUUGACCCUGCUCACCCUGACAUCCUCAGGGAAUGCCUCAGCCCAGGUUUAGAGCACGGUCCCAAACUGACCAUGCAUCUGUACGAGAUGCUGCAUGACCACCAGGACGCCCUGACCAAAGAGGAGCAGACUGCUGUGGGUGGAUUCAUGACUUCACUGAAGCUAUGUGGCCACCGCUGCAUCCCACCCAGCGCACCACACAAACCAGACCUCCUCAAAGCUAUCAAAGAGGAACAGUGGAAGUAUGAGGUGGAGGAGAAGACCAGUAAAGUGGCCUGGGAGAAGAAGAUGUCCAACACACAGCAGGGUUUGCUGCAACGUUUGGACGGUAAGUCCAAGGACAUCUCUAAGAUUGCGGCCGACAUCACCCAGAAUGUGUCUCUGCGACAAGGCAUGGAGCGAAAGAAGGUCAUCCAGCACAUCAGGGGCCUGUACAAAACAGACCUGAGUGCUUCUAGACACUGGCAGGAACUAGUGCAACAACUCACACACGAUCGUGCUGUGUGGUACGACCAGGCCUCCUACCCUACCUCCUGGCAGCUUGACCCAACAGAGGGGCCCAACAGGGAGAGGAGACGCCUACAGAGGUGUUACCUUACCAUCCCCAACAAAUACCUACUCAAAGACCGACGCAAGCCAGAAGAUCCAGCAGCACGGGCUCCACUGUCCUUCCUAUUUGAAGAUAAGACCCACUCGUCCUUCUCCUCCACAGUGAAGGACAAGGCCACUAGCGAACCAAUCCGAUUCACCCGACGCUGCUUUAGUGUGGCUCCAUCCAGAGAAACAUCAGGAGAACUGUUGCUGGGGAAGUCUGGGAUGUACUUUGUUGAGGACAACGCGGCUGAUGCCCAUGACAACCAGAGUAUCCACGGGGAGACGGAGGCUGCAUCGUUCUCCUGGACUUACGAGGAGAUCAAAGAGGUCCAUAAGAGGUGGUGGCAGCUCCGAGACAAUGCUGUGGAAAUCUUCCUCACCAAUGGACGAACACUGCUGCUCGCCUUCGAUACAACCAAGUUUCGUGACGAUGUCUACCACAACAUUCUGACCUCUGACCUUCCGAACUUAUUGGAGUAUGGCAACAUCACAGCGUUAACACACCUGUGGGGCUCAGGGCAGAUCAGUAACUUUGAGUACCUGACGCAUCUUAACAAGCAUGCUGGGCGAAGCUUUAAUGACCUGAUGCAGUACCCCGUCUUCCCCUUCAUCCUGAAAGACUAUACAAGUGAAACUCUGGACCUUGGGGACAAUGCCAUCUAUAGAAACCUAAACAAACCCAUUGCAGUCCAGUCUAAGGAGAAGGAGGAUCGGUAUGUGGACAACUACAAGUAUCUAGAGGAGGAGUAUCGUAAGGGGGCGCGGGAUGAUGACCCAAUGCCUCCUGUCCAGCCGUACCACUAUGGAUCUCACUACUCCAAUUCUGGCACGGUGCUACACUUCCUGGUUCGCAUGCCUCCAUUCACCAAGAUGUUCCUGGCCUACCAGGACCAGAGCUUUGAUAUCCCAGACCGGACGUUCCACUCUAUGAAUACAACAUGGCGUCUUUCUUCCUUCGAGAGCAUGACUGACGUCAAGGAGCUCAUCCCAGAGUUCUUCUACCUGCCUGAAUUCCUCGUCAACAGGGAGGGUUUUGACUUUGGUUUGCGUCAGAACAGUGAGCGUGUGAACCACGUCAACCUGCCUCCCUGGGCCCGGAACGACCCACGCCUCUUUAUCCUGAUCCACCGACAGGCCCUGGAGUCAGACCAGAUCUCCCAGAACCUCUGUCACUGGAUAGACCUGGUGUUUGGUAUCAAGCAGAAGGGCAAAGCUGCUGUACAUGCCAUCAAUGUGUUCCACCCUGCUACAUACUUCGGCAUGGACGUGUCUUCAGUGGAAGACCCAGUGCAGAGACGGGCCCUGGAGACCAUGAUCAAGACGUACGGCCAGACGCCCAGGCAGCUGUUCUCUGCCUCCCACAUCAGCCGAGCUGGGACCCGGCUCCUCAUGGAAGGAGAACUACCUGCAGCCAUGGGCCUCCUGGUGCAGCUGGCCUUUAGAGACAACCGGGAACAAGUCAAAGAAAUAGUCUACCCGAGUCCUCUGCCCUGGAUCAAGGGUCUGAAGUGGGGGGAGUAUGUGGGGUCACCCAGCUCUCCUGACCCAGUGGUGUGUUUCAGUCAACCUCACGGGGAGAAAUUUGGGUCUCUGCUGGCUCUGCCCACUAAAGCCAUCUGUGGACUGUCAGGACAGUACUGUUUGAUGAUGAUCUACAGCAAGGAGCAAGGUGUGAGGAGUAUGCACAGUACUGACAUUCAGUGGUCGGCCAUUUUGAGUUGGGGCUACGCUGACAACAUGCUCCGACUCAAGAGCAAACAGAGUGAACCGCCCAUCAACUUCAUUCAGUGCUCUCCUCUACACCAGGUGACAGCGUGUGCUUGGGUAUCUGAUGGAUGUCAGCUGUUUACAGGCAGUAGUUGUGGUGUCAUCACAGCCUACACCAACCGCUUCUCCAGCACCACACCUACAGACAUAGAGGUGGAGUCUCAGGUACACCUGUAUGGACACAGCUCUGAGGUCACCAGUCUCCAAGUGUGUAAACCCUACAGCAUCCUCAUCUCUGUUUCCAAGGAUGGAACAUGUAUCCUCUGGGACCUGAACAGGUUGUGUUACGUCCAGAGUCUGGCAGGACACAAGAACCCAGUGACGGCUGUGUCCGCUAGCGAGACCACAGGGGACAUUGCUACAGUCUGUGACUCUGUUGGCGGUGGUAGCGACCUGCGGUUGUGGACGGUGAACGGUGAUCUGAUUGGCCAUGUCCACUGCCGUGAGAUCAUCUGCUCAGUGGCGUUCUCCAAUCAGCCGGAGGGCGUCUCUGUCAACGUAAUCGCCGGGGGCCUGGAGAACGGAGUGGUCAGGCUGUGGAGUACCUGGGACCUGAAACCAGUGAGAGAGAUCACCUUCCCCAAGUCGAACAAGCCCAUCAUCAGCCUGACAUACUCGAGUGAUGGACACCACCUGUACACAGCCAACAGCGAGGGAACGGUCAUGGCCUGGUGCAGGAGGGACCAGCAGAGGAUGAAACUCCCCAUGUUCUACAGCUUCCUGUCCAGCUAUGCUGCAGGCUGACUGACAGGGCCAUGAAGGACCACUGUACCCAGAGUCCUCUGCUCUUCUGACGCACGGCCUGACCACCCUGAGUAACAGAAGAACUACAACCCCCAAAGUCUUCUGACGCACGGCCUGACCACCCUGAGUAACAGAAGAACUACAACCCCCAAAGUCCUCUGACGCACGGCCCAACCGCCCUGAGGAACAGAAGAACUACAACCCCCAAAGUCCUCUGACGCACGGCCGACCGCCCUGAGGAACAGAAGAAGUACAACCCCCAAAGUCCUCUGACGCACGGCCCGACCGCCCUGAGGAACAGAAGAACUACAACCCCCAAAGUCCUCUGACGCACGGCCCGACCGCCCUGAGGAACAGAAGAACUACAAUACCCAAAGUUUUCUUACACAUUGGCCCUGGUCUACCCUGAGAGACUGCAUGACAAACAUAAUUACAGUACCCAUAGGUCCUCUGCUCUUAGGGUGACCGCCAGGCAUGUUGAGGGUCAGAACCACAGUACACUGAUGUUCUCACUACACCAGCCUUAACCUCUUCAUGAGGAGAUGGACAUGUCCGCAUGCUGCAGAUGACCAAUCAAACCCUUAAGCUUGACCACUAUUCCUUAAGACCCUAAAGACACACCUCCCACUAUCUACAGCCAUUUCUGUGCAAGCAGACUGUAGCAAAGCAAUUGUAAACAUGAAGCUCUAAUAAAUAUUAAUUAUAGAUAUUAUAAUCUGUGUAUAUAGGUCUAGAUAUCCUGAGAUGAAAGUGGCUGAGGUUACUGUAUUUAAAACAUGUUCCUGUGUUGGGACCAUGUCCUGUGCUGUGACUAUAGGAUGGUCUGUUUUGCUUUUUGAUUGUAUUGUUGUCGUGGUGUUUUAUGUUACUUCCUCUGAUAUGUUUUGCUGAUAGUUAAAACUGUCCUGGUAAGCUGCUAUGUCACGUCUGACCAAUCCAGAGUCAGACCAGAGGGUUUUGGACCCAGACUCUGCUAGUUUCUGACCAAUUCAGAGCAGAGGGUUGACGUGCCGCCCCGUAUUUUCCGUAGCUAGCACUCUGUUUCCUUGGAGACCACGUGUCAUCUGAAGGGUUUCCAUAGAGACCAUUAGCAGGUCCUGCUGAAUGGACAGUCACAGGGACAGACAUGUCUGCCAUCAGGUUGGCUGGAGGUCCUGUUCUCCAGGGCUCCUGGAUUUUGGGGAAGUCCUGUUCUGCCGGGCUCCUGGAUCUUGGGGAGGUCCUGUUCAGCAGGGCUCCUGGUUCUUAGGGAGAUCCUGUUCUGCAGGGCUCCUGGUUCUUAGGGAGAUCCUGUUCUGCAUGGCUCCUGGUUCUUAGGGAGGUCCUGUUUUGCAUGGCUCCUGGUUCUUAGGGAGGUCCUGUUUUGCAUGGCUCCUGGUUCUUAGAUAGGUCCUGUUCAGCGGGGCUCCUGGUUCUUAGGGAGGUCCUGUUUUGCAGGGCUCCUGGUUCUUAGGGAGGUCCUGUUUUGCAUGGCUCCUGGUUCUUAGGGAGGUCCUGUUUUGCAUGGCUCCUGGUUCUUAGGGAGGUCCUGUUCAGUGGAGCUCCUGGUUCUUGGGAUCAAUCUUUGGUGUGUCUGGGUCUGAGGGGUGUGUCUGGGUCUGAGGGGUGUGUCUAACCCAACUUAAUUGUUUCUGCCUUGUUCCUUUACUGUUUCUUGGUUGUGUGUUUGUGUUAUUUUGUUUUCAGUCUUUGUACGUUUUCCUCAGUGCUGCUGUCAUUAUUUAUUGUCAUCAAUGAACGCUACUGUAUUUUUCUUUUUUGCAUUUUUGCCUUCCAAAUGCUUCUCUCCUGAUCUCUUAUCUACUCCUCAUCUCCCCUCUGCUCCUUGCCUCCUAUCUGCUCCUCUUGCAUCUCCUCCAGCUUUACAUUGUUUAAAAUUUGCUGGAAAUCUUGGGUAUAAUUUAAAUAUCCUAAGAGAGGAAGAGAUGAAGCUAAAAUCACAUGCUAAUAUUUGUUGUCAUUCUGGUUCUAAUAUAUGUUGUCAUUCUGGUUCUAAUAGUAAUUCUAGUUCUAAUAUAUGUUGUCAUUCUAGUUCAGAGAACCUUGGAAGGAGAACACCAUACAUGUCACAGUCAGUUCAUUCUCUAUCUGGUGUUUUUCUGAGGUAUUUCUGUUCUGACAGUAUGGAUUCUCUCCUCUCCAGGUGUGUCUGUGAGGAUCAUAGAACACUGCGGGGAUGAUGUUAUCUCAACACAGCUUUUAAUUCAUCUUCUCUCACGCUAUUAUAAAAAAACAUGAAUUGAAUUAGUGUUUAUCUCCAUUUCCACACAGAGACGAGAGAUAUAAAAACAUUUGCACACUAAGAUGAGGAAGUCAAAGCACUUUUAUAUGCCUGAUUGGUUCCCUAGCUAGCCAGUCAUGUGCAGUUAAAGCACCAAAGAGGUCAGAGAUCAACGGUGGUUCUGCACAGAGAUGAGGGGCUGUAAUGGUAAUUCAAUCUCUUCUGGUCUUAAAAAUAUAGUUACCAUUACUAUGUAAUAAGAAUGAUAUCUAAAUAGCAGAUAAAAACAAGGUGACUCCCAGGUGUCCAUGUUGUCUUUGAUUUACUGAUAUACUGACAACAGUCUUUUGAAAGUCUUAGAAAAAAGUCUUAUUACUUCAACAUAGUUGGAAUGUAUUUGUUUACAAGAAAGGGAAAGAAGUUUCUAAUUGUUUCCUGGCUACCUUCAUUCCUUUUGUUUUCAAUAUUGUUUCCAGCAUCACUGAUAGGACUUCCAAAGGGCAUCCUAAUCCUUCAAUAGUGCACUAUCUUUAGACCUGGGCCCAUAGAGAAGUAGUGUGCUAUGAAGUGUAUAGGGUGCCAUUUGGGACGCAUUGGUUGUAAAGCAGCCUGACAUGCUCUGUGAAGUUACACAGACCUGGGAGAUGUAACCAAUUGAGAGGUUGCAAUGGUUUUUCCAAUGAUACCUUGCCACCUGCAUCCGUCCCAUUCUCUAGUGGUCUGAUGAUUGUUGUCUGUGAUGUUGCUACUUCCAGAAGUUGAACCUUGAGCAACAUUAUGAGGUCAUUAUUAUUAACAUUGUAUGAAUCAUUAAUUUGGAUGAAAUUGAAAUGUAAUCAAUAGGACUUACGCUUGUGUCUGAGAAUGAAAGACAUUCUGUUGUUGAGAUUUUGAUUAGGCUACCUGUUUUAUUCUUGUUAUUCGAGCUGUUCAUUUCUCUCACAUGAAUGUAUCUCGCUUCAGUCUCCAAUGGCACCCUUUUCCCUUCAUAGUGCACUGCUGUGUACCAGAGCCUUUGGACCCUGGUCAGGAGCACUCUAGUAUAAAUAUGAUGCAGUUUGGGAUGCACGCUCUGACAGUCCUGCACCAGCCUGUAAGUCUGGAUGAUGGAACAUGUUGUAGGUUUUUUGUACCAAUGUAUUAUGUACAAACCAAAUGAUCAGUAUACAGUAUAUAAAUAUAUAUAUAAAUAUUUAAGGUAUGUA